AUGCAAAUAAGUGAAAUAAUAAAUAAUAGUGGCCCAACUUCGUUGGGUGAGGGUGAGAAACUCGAUGAGGUUAAUGGUAUAUUAGACCAGGAUUUUGUCCGUAAAUUUGCCCUUGUUGUAAAUAUGUUACAAUCAAGUCAACCCACAAAUAGUGACAAUCUUGUCUCACAAUCACAAAUAGUGAAUGAUACAGACAAAGAUAAUUUACAUUUCUCACAAUGUAACAAAUUUUGGAAUACUAAUUCACAUAUUGGAGACUCAGUAAAUAAUAAAAUAGAUUUUCUGUCGCAAGAAUGCUCUGCAAUUGAUAGUUCAACAUCUCAAAUGUCAAUAUGUGAUACAUCUAGACCUUUAAAAAUGUCUUUCAAUGCACUUAAAGACAAGAUGUCACAAGAGAAGUGUCCAAAGAAAAAGAGCAAACUGGACGAAGAAGGCACUCAUUGGCAAGAAGGAGAAGUAUUAACAAAGAAAAAUAGACAAAAAAUACAUUGCUAUUACGCAUUUACACCAUCUAAAACAAAUUUACGAGUUAGAUGUGGUGAAUGUUCAAAUGUUUUUAAUGGAGUUCGUGGUUUAAUAUCACACUCAAGAAAGUGCGGGAAGACUAAUAAAGAUAGCUUAUCACAAGAACUACAAGCAAACAUAAUCCCAAGUCAGCUAAAAGCAAUAACUGAAAUUAGUACAACUCAAUAUGAAAAAACAUCUCACAACUUUAAUUAUAAUGACAGUUUAGUGGCAAAUUCCAGUUUUUCAACUCAAACAACUGACUUAAGUCAAUCUAAUCCAUCUGUACCAUGUACAAUUUCAAGUAGAACAAGCUCAGUUGAGCACAACUUUAUGGCAUCUUUUUCUAGUGGUUUCACUAGUAAGUUACUAAAUUCUGACUUAAAUCAAGUUGUCAACGAUAAGUGUGAUGUGCCCAACUCGAUAAAGAAUGCCAAUAUAGAUAGUAAUGAAGUUACGGAGAUUUGCGAAAUGAGCAAGACAGGAAAUAACAAUAGUAAAUUCACAAUUAAUGAAGAUAAUUUAAGACAGAAAAAUGACAGAUUUGGCGUAAGGGAAUUUGGAGAAUGCAGCCCUGAGAAGUUUAAAAGGCAUAUAUACAGUGCAAUAUCAUGUUUACCGAAGUCAAUACUCUUAAAAAUUUUAAUCAAGAGAAAUCCUAUAGCUUAUCAAUCUUUAAGGGAUAAAAUGUAUUCAAUUACAAGGGAGUCUAUUAUUGAACUUAUUUCCUCCGAAUUUUCACUAAGUUCUCGAAAUCUAUAUACUGAUACAAAUUCAACAUUAGAAACUUCUGAAGAAAAUCGGACAGUACAAGACAGAGAAGAACAAGAACAAGAACAAGAACAAGAACAAGAACAAGAACAAGAACAAGAACAAGAACAAAAACAAAAACAAAAACAAAAACAAAAACAAAAACGAAGUCAGAUAGAUUCAAGUAUCUCAGAUGACCUAGAUAUAUUGGAUUUUCCAAAUAUUCCCGUAUUUUUUAGACAUCUGUUACCUACACUUACUGAAUGGAAAUGUAAUAUAUGUAAAGAAGUUGGAGAACCUACAGAUUCCAUGGUAAUGUGUGAAGGAUGUGGGCUAAUAUAUCAUUUUAAUUGUCAUAAUAAAUCUAAUAGUGUGGUUGAUAAUGAUUGGAUAUGUGAAUGGUGCCAAAAAGAAAAUAUGUCUUUGUAUUUUAAUUCUCGAUAUCAGAUUGGGGAAUUGGUUUGGACUAUAUAUAAAUCUCACAGAUGGCCAGCACAAAUCACGGAAAUUUAUAAUAAAGGAAAAAAGUUUGUAGUUCAAAUAUUCCAUAUACAAAAGGUACUUGAAAGAAAACCCGAAGAUUUGUUGAGUUGGACAUUAGGGAUUACAUAUAUAGAGGGUAAUGCUGCUAGGGGGGCCUUUUUAAAAGAUUCCAAUUCGGCAAAUUUGUACUGGCAAUCUAUAAUUAAAGCGUUUCAGUAUUAUAUCUAUUCACUUAAAGUGAGUGAAAGGAGGUCAGUUCCAAAUAUUUUUUAUGCUAAUGAAGUACAUAAAUCUAGCAGUAAUAAAUCAGUACCAAUUGAGGAUGAAGCUUCAGCUAGUAAAACUAUCCAACAUCCUGUACUAGUAGAAAUUUCUAAUGAAAGAAAUAAUUCAUUGGAUUUAGAUUAUCAUCUAGAUAAAUCUGUUUAG
Molecule: messenger RNA, 2166 nt
Organism: Cryptosporidium muris RN66
Lineage: Eukaryota; Apicomplexa; Conoidasida; Eucoccidiorida; Cryptosporidiidae
Exons: 2
Coding region: 1-2166 (721 amino acids)
Source: RefSeq, a predicted model, not a curated record